Molecule: messenger RNA, 1697 nt
Organism: Candoia aspera
Lineage: Eukaryota; Metazoa; Chordata; Lepidosauria; Squamata; Candoiidae
Exons: 10
Coding region: 542-1426 (294 amino acids)
Source: RefSeq, a predicted model, not a curated record
AAUUUUUGCAGAGUAGAAUAACGUUCAUCUUACAGGAAAAGCAGAUACCUAUUUUAUUUAUUCAUUUAUCGACAAAUAUUCUAAAUAAAGAAAUUACUAUCUAGAGGAUCUCGCGAGCAUUUACAAUCCUAAAAAUGCAAGAUUAAAACCAAGUUAAAUAAAUAAUAAAUUGAUUUGAAACUCACAUGACAGAGUAGCACCUAGGAGAUGAGAAGUGUGAUUAGGCUGUAGGUCAGCGUUUCUCAACCUUGGCAACUUUAAGAUGUGUGGCCUUCAGCUCCCAGAAUUCCCCAGCAUUUGCUGGCUGGGGAAUUCUGCGAGUUGAAGUUCCCACAUCUUAAAGUUGCCAAGGUUGAGAAACGCUGCCGUAGAUACUAGCAAUUGCAUCUGUCCAUGUCAUGCCAGAUGGAACAUUACACAAGCUCCAUACAUAGAGUAUAUGCUUUUACGUAUGCUUACAUAAGUGCAUGCUUUCUAGUGCUUUUCCAGAAGCAAUUUCUCUCUCUCUCACUCAGAAAAACAGUAGACCUACUUUUCUUUUAUGAAAAAAGACUGGCACUCCAGACAGUUUAAAGUGAGAAAGAGAGUGUUUGCUGCUAAGCCUUUACCUUUCUCUACCCCAACUGGAAUCAAUCCACCACAGCAAGUUAAAAGCUUUAAGAGUAGCAGACUGAAAAAAGGAGCCGGUCAUGGUAGCACAAAACUUGAGGACCGCUGUACUAAGACCACAGCUCUUCUGUUGCAGUCUGUGGAUAUUUGCAAGCCAUCAUCAACUCAUAUGAAAAUGAAGGUGGAAAGCCCACAACAAAUGGAGCAAAUGUUUCCCAAGUUCCUGCUUUCUGAUGUGCAGAAAAAGCAUUGGGAGCCAUUGAAAUCUCAGCAGGUGGUAUGUUCUUCAGCUGCUCUUCACCAGAAGGAAUCACAUAAAAGAAGGAAACAUGAAAUGCAUCUUCAUUGUUUGCAUCAUUUGUAUUACUUUUCCCUUAUUAACACGGCACUAUCCAAGAGGCUCCUAACGCAAAACGGCCAGUUUUCAGAUGUCAGGAAAGAGCAAAGUGUCCAUGAUCUGAUGGAGUAUUUGUUUCCAAAUUCUCAUGGACAUUCUGGAGUGAAAUGCAAUAAAAGGACAAUAGAAGAAAACAUAAUUCCAUGUUCAAUUCAUGCAAAGCAGCAAGAAAUACAUCAGAAAGACUCUCCCAAAAUGCUCAGAAUUCCAGAAGAAAAGAAAAUGUUGUUGAAGCAAGAGAGACAUGUUGAUGUGUUUGAAGAUCAGAAAUCAUCUGCUGUUGGCCAGCAGGACAUUAUUGCUAUGCCUUUAACUCUGGAAGAUGUUGCCCUUUACCAUCAUGUAGUGGAAGCCAAGCAAGUAGGCAAAUACUGGAUAAACUAUGCUGACAAAAAUUCCUUCAGCCAUGAAAAAUACUAACCACAGAUAAUGGUCCUGUGAAAACAUUUUAUGGAUUACUUUGAUCAACAUUACUCGUAAGUGUAUGUGUACUGUAUCUUUCUCAUGCCACCCUUUUCAUUAUAAUCUAUUUUCUCUAAAUAUGACUUUUUGAUGCAUAUGCAUUCUUACUAAUUGUGAAGAGUGUCACAUUUUAAAUUGUUUUGUUGCUGAAGUCUCCAAGAGCAUCAAUAUGGCUCUUUAUAUUUUCCAGUAAACAUAUUUCAAAUAAAUUCCAUUUUGUGCAAGCUGA